This is a messenger RNA of Podarcis lilfordi (Lilford's wall lizard), 14053 nucleotides long. The record is from the annotation of a GenBank genome assembly. NCBI's taxonomy places the organism in Eukaryota, Metazoa, Chordata, Lepidosauria, Squamata, Lacertidae.
CUCAUCGCCCUCGCCUGCCUCCACCAUGCCGCGCUGAAGCAGCGUCGCACCCAGAGCCUCCAUCUGCCAUGGCCACGGUGGCACAAAGCAGCCAGCUGAGCCGGGAGGCGCCGCGUCCAGCUUCCGCCUCUUCCCCACUGGAGGAGCUGCCCUCCAGCCGCUGCCCGCCUCCUCCAGCCCCGCCGGCAGCGCCAUCCUCCCUAAAAAAAGGUUGACCACUCUGGGAAACGGGGGGGGGGGGGGGAGGGUUGCCGGAGGGAUGGCCCUGGAGCUCCUAACAGGUCCAGAUGAACUGACCAGUUAGUUAAGCUUUCACUAGAGGAAUAUGUAGAAAACCUCUUGCUUGGGAUAAAGCAUCUCCAGCCGCAUUUCUUAUGGAAACAACCAGGGCUUUAUCUUAUAAAAGGUAAAGAAUUCAAAAGCUUGCUAACAAUUUUGUGACAUUUUAGUUGGGCAAAUAAAGGCCUUGCUUGCUCUAAUGUGGAUUUUGGAAAUUUUCUUGUUGAUUUUGCUUUUUGAUAAUAAAUUUAUCCUUAGCAUUUAAUGUGCCACAGGAAAGUAAAUUUUGCUGCAAAAUACUAACACGCUACCAGCUCUGAAAGUUGUCACAAACUACCUUGUUAUUUGGCUUGUUGAGAAUGUCUUUUUCUUUUUAAGGAGAAUUCCAAAACUAUGUUUCCGCCCAGCUUAUUUAUAUCAGCAUACUUUGUAACGAAGGUUUGCAUUCAAUUUAAACAUAUUGGCAGACCGCCUUGCAAAAAGAUGAAAAUUAGGCAGAAAAGAAUAACAACUGUUUAAAACUGGAAGCAGUGCUUUUUUUCUGGGGGGAUGCAGGGGUACGCAUACCCCAGUGCCGGAUUUACAUAUAAGCUAAGCAAGCUAUAGCUUAGGACCCCACUCUCUUGGGGGGGGGGGAAUUAAAGGGGGAAAAACUGGAUGUACAUUUCCAAAAUAUAAGAUAAAAAACAAAUACAAUAAAAUAAAAUAAAACCUACAUACAGCAACAGUCUUUACAUUGGCGGGGGGGGGGGGGGGAGAUAAACAGAAAGGGAGAAAGGAGGAGGAGGAGGAGGAGGAGAUAUAAGAAAGUGACUUUUCUGCCAAGGAUGAAUGAAACAGAAGCAGCUGUUGCUGUUUUUCAGAAACUUCCAGCGAGAUGCCCUUACCAAGCAGCUCUUCCAGGACCCAACGGCACAAACUGAUAUUGGCAGGGACCAUGGUUGUUUUAGUUGUCUUAGUGAGCGCUGUGUUGCUUGCUGUGCUCAUACCUGGAAGGAAAGGAACCCCUGGCUCAGAAGUAUUGCAGUGGAAAGGCCAAGGGACCACUAAACAGCUGCAGGAACUCGUCUUGGGGAGAUGUUACAACUACAUUGCAUGUAGCGAUGUUACAGUGAAUCCUGAGCUCAGGUGAGUGCUAAGAAUACACUUUUGAAGAAUAAAAGCAGGAGUGCACAGUGUAGACAAAGAAGGAGCAGUAGGGAAAUUGGACCGCAGCUAUUCUAGAGAAAAAUGUAUAGACUGAGAUUUGAAGCUGUUCUUACUCUCCAUUUCCCCCCCAAAGUGCUAAAAAGCUGGAUUGAAAACUAGCUGAACAGUCCCUGCAUUGGAAUUGUUCAGGGCUUUUAUAUCUCUCUUAUAUGCAUGAUAAUAAGCAUGCAAUGAUGCAGGAAAGUUCCACCUUUUGAAUUCUGGCCUGUUAAACAGCUGCUAAAAGUGUAAGAAUAGCACAAGCAAGGAUGGUAUUUAGAAGUGGGUAUUUUAAAUGAAAGCAGGGGAGGGUUUCCUGUAUGUAUGAGUAAGUAGAUUGGACGGGUUAGAAAUGUAUUUUUUUUUAGCAAUACUUACAGUGUUCACAGUUUUUGAAGUGCUUAAUGUACAUCAGCUCAGAAAUCCAUACAAUAGCAUUGUGAGGUAGGUUAAUGUUACUGGAGAUGGCGUGUCUAAAGAAUACUGACUUGAUCAAAGCCAUUUAGUGAUGUUACGACAGAAAUGACAUUUUAACUCGGGGGCUUCUUGUUCCUGGUUCGAGGCUCCCAGUACAGUUCUACCCAUAUUUCUUCAGAACUUCAUCCAACUUCAUUUAGUUGAAAUAGCUGCCAGGUAAGUAUGAACCGAAUUAUGGCCUGGUAGUACGAGUCUAUGUGUGGUUUACUCAGAAACACGGGCUACUAAAUUCAAUGAAAUCAGUACAUUGGGUUUAGGGCUGCAGUCUUUGACUUUCAAAUAAGGGCCAGGGGGAAAGUGUUGAAAUCACCAAAUACAUGAGAAAAGAAGUGGUUGAUUGGGACUCAAAUCACAAUAUUUUCAUUAUCUUACUAGCUUUGGUGCUCAGAGGCAUGUUGUAAAAACUUGUCAACAGAAGAACUUAUUGAACCUUAUCAGUACAGUAUCUUGUAAUAGCAUUUGUUGAACCUUAUCACAAUGUUGCAAUGAGGAAAUAAUACUGUCUCUGACUAGAGGGAGAGGUUGGUGAGAAGCAGACUUUGGCCAUAUGAGGAACGUUUGGCAUCUGCUACCGAAAGACCUGUUCGAGAUAUUCACCAGAAGGCUCACUUUUCAUCUGCUCAGCCUUUAUCUGGGUAAAUGGUGGGAGCCAGGCAGAGGGCCUUCUCGGUAGUGGCGCCCACCUUGUGGAACGCUCUCCCAUCAGAUGUCAAGAAAAUAAACAACUACCUGACUUUUAGAAUACAUCUGAAAGCAGCCCUGUUUAGGGAAGUUUUUAAUGUUUGAUCUUUUAUCGUGUUUUUAAUAUUCUGUUGGGAGCUGCCCAUAGUAGCUGGGGAAACCAGUUAAUUUCUGAGCCCAGUUCAAAGUGCUGGGCUUUGCCCUAUAAAGCCUUAAAUGGCUCAGGACCACAAAACCUCAAGGGCCUCCUUUCCCUGGCCCAGACCUUGCAAUAAUCAUUUGUUGAUUCCCCCCCCCCCCCUGAAUUUAAUCAUGAAUUAAGAUAAUGAAAAAUGGCACAGAAUAGCUGAUGGGAAAGUCUUUGGGAAGGCACACUUGAGAACUGCAUUUUGACCACCCCCACUGUUGCACUUUAGCCUCCAGAGGGUGCACUAUGGGUCGAUGCAGCCCCCGCCCAAAUUAGGUUAGCCCUCAAGUGCCCAAGGGAGAGGAGAGAGCACAGAAGCCAAGACUCCUGCUGGUAACAACUGGACCUUCCCUUUUCUCUUUCUGGCUGAAGACGGCUCAUUUGAAAUUACAGUAAUUUUGUGCAAACAUGGAAAACAAAGAGAAACAUUACAAAAAACUACAGUAUAAGGCCCUUCCCUCAAACAUCUGUGAUGUGAAAAACAUAUUGCCACAGGCACUUUAGUAAGAGCCCGGCAUAAUGUUGUAGCCAUCUCUCCAUAUGAAAGGAAACAGACCCACAAUUUUAAACCAAACAAAUUUUAAACAAAACCUUUUUUGUUUAAAGGUGCCAGUGUGGUGUAGUGGUUAAGAGUGGUAGUCUCGUAAUCUGGGGAACCGGGUUUGCGUCUCCGCUCCUCCACAUGCAGCUGCUGGGUGACCUUGGGCCAGUCACACUUCUUUGAAGUCUCUCAGCCUCACUCACCUCACAGAGUGUUUGCUGUGGGGAGGAAGGAAAGGAGAAUGUUAGCUGCUUUGAGACUCCUUAAAGGGAGUGAAAGGUGGGAUAUCAAAUCCAAACUCUUCUUCUUCUUCUUCUUCUUCUUCUUUUUCUACCUGCUUUCCUACAUGCUCCUCUCCCAGUUAAUCCUGCGUUAGGCUAGACAGAGAGGCUGUAUACACAGUACAGGUUUAAAAUGCAGAGAGGUUGUCCCACCGCCCUCCACUACACUUCAUGUCGUAUUUGCAUGUCGUCGUACACAUUGGUGUGGUAAGAUUUGUUUCCAAGUUGCAACCAGCAAGGAGGUCUGGGUAACCACUGUUACCUUUUUCAGUGGGGUUCUUCCAUGAAGAUAACCACACCUUUCAGCAUCUGUGCUCCUGAACCUCAAAUUUUGGGAUUGUUGAUUGUUUUCGUUUUGUAUAUAUUUGAGCUUGAUUCAAAUUGGGUCUAGACCCAUUUUUUAAAAAGCAAUGUGGACUAAAAUCACUUUUGGAGCCUCUUUGGGAUUAGGGGCCCUGGAGCUUAAGCUUCAUAAGUUUCAUAGUAGGUCUGUCCCUGGCCAUGUUACCCCCAGAGGUUCAGUUUUGACUUGUACUGCAUCAAAAUCUUCCCCUGCAAAAGAGGCUUCCAUUUUCCUCCUCCUAUCUCAGAGCACUUUAGUGUAUUUUCAGUGGGUGUGUAGUUUUGCUUUUACCUUUUCAUUGUCAGGUGGCUGAGGAGGGGGGGUAUUUGUGUUUCCCAGCAAACAUUUCUUCUGUACUUCCGUCUCUCUCUGGCUGCUUGCAUUUCCUUAUCUGGAAAAGCUUCAUGGGAGAGAAUAACUCAUGAUGUCUUUCCUGAAGGUUCAACUGAAAUGUGGAAAGAUGGGAGAAAUUAUUUUGUAAAAUUAGUGCAAAGACAUCCACAAAUGGCCCUUGGCCACCUCAAAAGUAAGGUAUUCACAGCAAAACCCCUACACCCCACCCCCCAUGAGAAUUUCACCAAAAUGUUCUUCUCCUUUUGAUAAUGAUCAAAUGCAAUUUCUGUUCUUAUUAAUUGAUGGAGGAUACUUUGCGGUGGGGGAGAGAACACGGUGCUAGUUUUAACUAUGCUGCUACAAAUGUUGCAUUCGGUCUCUCUCUCUCUCUUCCUCUCUCUUCCACAUGGUGCCUGUAUAUAUACACUGAUAUACACUGAGCUCACCCCAUGGCGGGGAUUCGAACCGCCGACCUUCUGAUCGGCAAGUCCUAGGCUCUGUGGUUUAACCCACAGCGCCACCCAAGGGGGCAAAGCCUACUUUUGGCCAAACCCAUCACUGGUAUGGAGGGUUCGUCAAGGGUGAAUAUGAGCCUUGGGUCAAAAUAGGUAAGCCUGUAACUUACCUGGUUAGACACCCCCAUCAAAUAUUAUACAGGUGGUGUGGAUUCUCUACAGCAGAGGUUCUCAGACCAUAAGGAAGUGCUCCUUCAUUAUGGAGUCUGCAGGGUACACUCCCAGUAUGUUUUCACAGAAGCCAGGUCUAGUAUUUUGAGGGCAAGAGCGUUUCUCAUUGACCCCAAGGAGCAUCUGUUGCUGCCCACCUUUUCACAAUGAUGGCAUGUCUCCGCUUGGUAUGUUGCCCCACAGCAAGCAAAUGUGCCCUGUUCUGUCUCUGUUGGUACAGUGUAUGUUUCUCACUCUUGCUCUGAAUAUCAAGGUAAAGGGACCCCUGACCAUUAGGUCCAGCCGUGGCCUAUCUACUUGCACUUUGACGUGCUUUUGAACUGCUAGGUUGGCAGGAGCAGGGACCGAGCAGCGGGAGCUCACUCCGUCACAGGGAUUCAAACCGCCGACCUUCUGAUCGGCAAGUCCUAGGCUCUGUGGUUUAACCCAGUGCUCCCCAACCUUUUUUUCACCGCGGACUGGUAAAUGUUUGAUAAUUUUUCCGUGGCCCGCUUGUUUUGAUUUAAUAAUUUUAAUUUAAUUGUAUUUAAACAUGCCUUCAAAAUAAAAUACAGCUACACCAAAAAAUGAAUAUAAAGUGAUUUAUUUUAUUUAACUCACUAGAAUGCCAAAUCAAUGAGAACCCUGAGCUUGUUUCUUUGCAACGAGACGGUUCCAUCUGGGGGUAAUAGGAAACAAUGACACCCGAAGUGUGUUGCUUAUGUCCAGUUUAUUCCGUUGUUUUGUUUUGGUUGCUGUCACUGCAGAAAACCCCGCUUCCCACAGAUAGGUUGUCGGAAAUGGCAAUAGGGAUUUAAGCGCUGUGGUGGCAAUCUCAGGGUAUUCCGCCAUGACUUUAAACCAGAACAUCGGCAGAGUUGUUGUCUUGAACGUAGUUUUAAGGCCACCGUCAUUUGCAAUCUCCAGCAGUUCUUCUUCUUCUUCUUGCAUAGACAUGCUAGAUUCGCCUGAUUUGUUGGCAAAUGGGUCGCAGAUCCAUUCCUUACCAGUUCGUGGGUCUUUUGUGGUUGGGAAGUAGCGCUCAAACUCUUUUAAAAGCAAAGACAGGUGAUCGUGCACCAACUGGCAGAAUGAAUGUUCAAGCUCAGUCUCGCCUACAAUCCCUGCUAAUGUCUGAAACAUGUCCAAAAUGCCUCUGUUCACACGCCGUCCCCACAACUCCAGUUUGGCUUUAAAUGCAGCUACUUUGUCUGACAACUUGAAAACAGUUGUCAUUUUCCCCUGAAGGCCCAGAUUGAGUUCAUUGAGCAGGCUGAAUAUGUCACACAGGUAAGCCAGUUUUGCGACCCAUACCUUGUCCCUGAAAUGUGCUGCCAGCGGUGACUUCUUUUCUGAGAGAAAUCUUUGCAAUGGCUCUCAUAAUUCAAAUACUCUGGUUAGCGAUUUUCCUCUGGAUAACCAUCUUAUUUCUGUGUAUAAGAGAAGGCAUCUGUACUCUGCGUCCAUCUCCUCACAAAGCUGCUCAAACAGGUGCGAGUUAAGUGCGUGUGCUUUGAUGUGGUUAAUAACUUUAACGACAUCCAUCAAUACGCUGUUAAAUUCCGGUGACAUUUUUCGGCUUGCCAGCAUUUCCCUGUGAAUGAGACAAUGCGUAGAUUCACUCUCAGGUGCAACCUCCUUAAUCCGAGCAGUUAAACCAGACAGUCGUCCGGUCAUGGCAGCAGCUCCGUCUGUGCAUAUGCUGACACAAAAGGACCAUUUCAGUUUUUCUGAUAUAUAACCAUCCAGUGACUUGAACAGUUCUGCUCCUGUGGUGUUGGUUGGCAAAGAUAGUGCACAUAACAAAUCCUCAUGCACAUCCUCCUGAUAUAGAUAUCGCACAUAAACAAGUAGUAGUGCCUUGUUGUCGAUAUCUGUAGAUUCAGUCAACCUGGAGUGCAUACCACGGUGAUGUAUUAAUCCCCUCCAACAAUUGUGCCUCAAUGUCUUCGGCUAUUUCCUCAAUGCGCCUAGUCACAGUGCUAGCUGACAAAGGCACAUGUGCUAUCUUUUCCCCGCCCCCCCUCCGUGCACUUAUGCCUGAACCCGCACAAACACAUUCGACCCAGGAGUUGUUGACCUAAAUAAGUGCAAUAGGCCUGGGUGGAUGAGAGGGCAUUCUAAUAAAACCAUUGCUGCUCCUCUUUCCGUUUGAUAGUGCUGAGUCCCCCCCUCUGUGCACUUACCUCACGGCAGCUUCUCUUCAGUCCCCGCGUCUCCGACCUCGAGUCCUCAGUCCUCCCGUGGCGCCUCCUCCUCGGCCAAUGGCGUGAGGUUUGCCUUUCGGCCAAUCAGGAAGCAGGAGGACCCGCUCCCUGAUUGGCCAGGAGGAGCAUCAGUGUAACAAUAGCGAAUUUUCAUUCGCUAUUGUCACACAAUGGGCGGGCUUGAGAGGGCGCAAUGCUCUGCGCCUCGGCCGCCCGCCACAGUGAAAUGAUUUGAAGUUCCUCGGGCGGCCCGGUGCCGAUUGAUCCACAGACCGGCACUGGUCCGCGGCCCGGGGGUUGGGGAACACUGGUUUAACCCACAGCGCCACCUGCAUCCCAGCCUCCAGAUAAAGCAGCAUUAAUUUCAAUGUAACUUCCAUCUCCACAGUUGAAAGAGAAAUUAAUGAGACUCAAGAAUGUUGGUAGCUUACUGUUAUGCUCAUAGUUUACUACGACUACUGCUUGUAGUCGAAGUAAUCCUCUUAAUCAGAAGUACAUUUCUUGGGCUGUUCAGGAGAGGGAAAGGCAGGUUGUCAGACUUCCAUUAUGCUUAGGAAUUAGGAGUGCUUUCUCACUAUCCAAAUACUAUUUUGUAUAAUUCACAUUUAAUAGUGUCAGGCUGAACAGCAGCCAUUCUCAAAGACCUCUGUGUUUGUUUGUUUGUUUGUUUGUUUGUUCUACAGAGACAAAGACUGUCUCAAAAUUUGGGAGCUAUUUCAAAAUGCCUUUAUGUACAAGCAUCCAUGCAAUGCGACAGAGGAAGAUUUCCAGCCUUUGAUGGCCCUGGCCACACAAUCCAUCCUAUGUAACAAGGUAGUUAUUUUGUGCUUGUUAAUUUCAAAGAAAAUUAUUAAAGAAUAUUUUGAAUUAAAAUGUAAUCAUGAUGUUGACUUAACAACUGUUUGGGAUGCAAGUAAGGCAGUUUUAAGAGGUGAUUUUAUUCAGAAAUGUGCAUACCAGAGGAAAGUAAGGGAAUGUAAGAAAUUGGAAAUAUCUGACAAAUUAAUAAAGAAAGAGAAAGAAUUGGUUACAGACGCAGGAAAUAAAGAGAAACUUCAAAAGAUUAAUUUCUUACAGAUACAAUAUUCAAUGCUUGUAAACCAAUAAAUAGAAAGGAAAAUUAAGUUUGUAAAACAAAGGAAUUUUGAAUUUGCAAAUAAACCAGGAAAGUUACUGGCAUGGCAACUUUUAAAAGAGAGUAGACAAAGAUUAAUUAAUGAGCUGAUGAAGGAUGGAGUACACAUAAACAAUCCAAAAGAAAUCAGACAGGAAUUUGUGAGGUUUUACAUAGAUGUGUUGGGAUGCGGGUGGCGCUGUGGGUUAAACCACAGAGCCUAGGACUUGCCGAUCAGAAGGUUGGCGGUUCGAAUCCCCAUGACGGGGUGAGCUCCCGUUGCUCGGUCCCUGCUCCUGCCAACCUAGCAGUUCAAAAGCACGUCAAAGUGCAAGUAGAUAAAUAGGUACCGCUCCGGCGGGAAAGCAAACGGCGUUUCUGUGCGCUGCUCUGGUUCACCAGAAGCGGCUUAGUCAUGCUGGCCACAUGACCCAGAAGCUGUUAGCCAGCUCCCUCGGCCAAUAAAGCGAGAUGAGCACCGCAAUCCCAGAGUUGGUCACGACUGGACCUAAUGGUCAGGGGUCCCUUUACCUUUUACACAGAUGUGUAUAAAAGAGAGAAAGAAGACUUUAAACUUAUAGACAAUUAUAUAGAGCGAAGUAAAUUAGGUAAUAUUUUGAGAGAAAGUGCAGAGCUAUUAAAUGUGCCAAUCUCCACGAUGGAAGUAUAUCAGGUGAUAAGCCAGGGAAAAUCUGGGAAAGCCCCAGGACCAGAUGGGCUCCUGGUGGAGUACUACAAAAAGUUUCAGGAUGAGUUAGGCCUAUAACUAAAAUUAUGAACAAAGUGUUAGAAACAGGACAAGCACCAGAAACUUGGAAGGAGGCUUAUAUCACUUUGAUACCCAAACAAGAUAAAGACAGGACAAAUCCCAAAAACUUCAAGGAAUGACAGAAAGAGCUUUCUAAGUUUAUUUGGCGGGGGGGGGGGGGAAUCCAGGAUAAAACAUAAAAUUAUGAUUGAUACCAAAGAGCGAGGCGGUUUUGCUCUCCCUGACUUACAAUUAUGUUUAUGUUGAAAGAAUGGAUUUUACUAAAGAAUAGCCACUUAUUAGAUCUAGAAGAGCACAGGAAGGCCUGAAACUGGAAGGGGGAAUUGGCAGAAAUUAAGAUACCCCCCUCUACAUGUAAGCAUAACUUUAUAAUGAGCAAAGGGGGGGAGGUCACAGGAGUUCGUGGAGCAAACAUUGCACCAAAAACAAAACAGAACCUACCCAUUCUUACUACCAAGACUUUUUGUUCUUAUCUGUACAGAUGCCCAAAUAUUUUCUGCCACUACUUCCGGGUCUCUUGCCCCGUAAGACAAAAAAACAAAAACAAAAAACCAUCCAAAAGCUUUAAGCCCAAAGCUGAAAACUGUGGAGAGAAAUGGAAAGAGGAGGGGGUAUAUUACUGUUAUAGUUCAGGAAAUGUGUCAGAGCUAGGAAUUCAAUAUUGACACUUUACUUACAGUCGCUGUUUUGGACCAAGACAAAAGACCUUGUACACCGUUACACAAACACUAAUCGUGAUUUCCUCACAUUGGAAGACACUUUACUAGGCUACAUGGCAGAUGGGCUCUCAUGGUGUGGAGACCCCUCCAGCCCAGGUAAGAAGAGUGUUAAGUUGUGGGUGAACAUAUCAGAUGACACAGUGAUUCUUCCAAAGCAGCUCUUUAUUUGUAAGCUGGAACAGAACUGAACUGAAGAGCUCAGUCAGCCUGUUUAUAUAUAGAGCUCCAGAACAACGUAACUGUAGCAACUUUCUAAAACUAUCCAAUCACUGAAUGUCACUUUCGAUCCUUCAUUUGCAUAACUAUCUACAGUAUCCCCCUGCUGGCCCAGGAUGAGAACUUCAGUACAUAACAAAGAGUGUCCUAUUCUCUACAACAAAAAAAAAAGAGAGAGAGUUAGGGUUCCCCCCCUUCUGGUAUGGGGGAGGGUAGGAAUUGUAUCCUUUAAGAAGGUUUGAAGUAGAAAGGAUAUAAUAAUGUAUUGUUAACAGUUUACAUGGCCACUGGGCCAAUCACCUCCUGGCAAAUAGAAGAGGAAGAAAUGGAGGCAGUGAGAGAUUUUACUUUCUUGGGCUCCAUGAUCACUGCAGAUGGUGACAGCAGUCACGAAAUUAAAAGACGCCUGCUCCUUGGGAGAAAAGCAAAGACAAACCUAGACAGCAUCUUAAAAAGCAGAGACAUCACCUUGCCAACAAAGGUCCGUAUAGUUAAAGCCAUGGUUUUCCCAGUAGUGAUGUAUGGAAGUGAGAGCUGGACCAUCAAGAAGGCUGAUCGCCGAAGAAUUGAUGCUUUUGAAUUAUGGUGCUGGAGGAGAAUCUUGAGAGUCCCAUGGACUGCAAGAAGAUCAAACCUCUCCAUUCUGAAGGAAAUCAGCCCUGAGUGCUCACUGGAAGGACAGAUCAUGAAGCUGAGGCUCCAAUACUUUGGCUACCUCGUGAGAAGAGAAGACUCCCUGGAAAAGUCCCUGAUGUUGGGAAAGAUGGAGGGCAAAAGGAGAAGGGGAUGACAGAGGUUUAGAUGGUUGGACAGUGUUCUCGAAGCUACAAACAUGAGUCUGACCAAACUGCGGGAGGCAGUGGAAGACAGGAGUGCCUGGCGUGCUCUGGUCCAUGGGGUCAUGAAGAGUCGGACACGACUAAACGACUAAACAACAACAACAGUUAUCCAGUGAUUGAAAGAUGCAACUUCAGAAUAAAAGAAAAGAAAUCAAAGCAAUGGAAAUAAAGUACAAUAGAUGCUCUAUAUGGUGUGUAGACAUCAAAUUCACUCUCACCCUUACUUUCCAGUUGUAGCAGAGGCAUUGUACUGUUAUAAGAAAAAACUGCUCCUUUUCCUUUGUGGGGUCUCCAAGAGCCUGUAAAGAGUCCUUAAGUGGGUUUCCUGUCGGUAGGAGAAAAUAGCAGAGGCCAACCAAGGAAUAUUGAGAAGCAAAGCAGCUAGUAAGCGUGUUCUUUAUUAAACUGUUGCAACAGGGUGCUCACUACCACAUGCAGGAGGGAGGAGGAACCCGGAACAAUGGUGUGCAAACCCUUCUAUAGACUUUUGAAAUUGCCCACCCUGUAGCCCAAGACCAACCCCCAAAACAUCAGACAUGCUUCACAGGAGGCGGUCUCCAGCAGAAAUCCUGUUUGCCAGGAUACCUUAUAAUGGUCACUGAUUGCUUUACCUGGGCAGCCUGGCCACUCUUUUGUGAUGGUAAAUACUUUUUGUUCCUGAAUCCAGGUCACAGGGUCACCCUAUUCAUACACAAAUACGCCCUUAAGACAGGAUUUCUAAGGAAAAAGACAAAGGGAAGGCUUUCCCCAUUUCCUCCCUCCUUGGGGAGAAAUAUAUUGAGGUCAAUUUGGGAGAGUCAAAACUAUUUCAGACAUGUGGUUUAUAUACUUACGUACCGGUAUAUGUUUGCCUUGUACAUUUAUGAACGUUUAUUUUCUACUUGAGACCCUAAAAUUCUUACUUUCCAGUUGUAGCAGAGGCAUUGCAUUAAAACUUAGUUCUUCUUCCCUCCCCUCUCAUAGGGCACAAUAUAUCAGUCUUGUAUUUAUGCUCAAACUGUAUUUAUUAUAGGAGUCAACUACGAAUCUUGCCCCGAAUGGACUGAGUGUGAGAAUAACCCUAGUUCAAUGUACUGGAAAAUGUCGUCCAAGAUGGUAUGUUCUAUGCAACCCAGGUUAGCGAUACUGAAAUAUAUAUUAUGCUUCACUAAUACACAAUUGAAUUAAAACCAAUGGCUAAUAAAAUGAAAUCGUAUCCCUUAACCCAGCGAUAGCCAAGUUGGUGCCGCCAAGAUGCUGUUGAAUCACAAUUCUCUCGCCAGCCUCUGCCUGCACAGCAAAUGGUCAGGGAAGAUGGGAGUUGUAGUCCAACAAAAUUUAGAAGGCACUCUAUUGGCUCCCCCAAUAUGGUUGGGCAUUUUGAAAUUAACACCACUUGUAGAACCUUUUCUUCAGUCAGGCAAACUCAUAAAAUUGGUGACUGUUGAAAGGUCAAAACUGUAAGUGGGUACAAGGUAUUGAGCAGGUUCUCUUGUUACAUUAAACUAUGUUUUCAAAUAUGUUUUAGUUUGCAGAAGCAGCCUGUGGUAUAACUCAAGUGAUGCUUAAUGGGUCCAUAGAAGCUGGAGCAUUCAGAAACAACAGGUAUUUUCCCACUUGACUGUAAUGCCUGCCUAUCCAUGCCCAGGUCAUUGUGAUAUGCCGCCCAAGGCCUGUGCAUAUCUUCCUGAUGUUCCCAAAGUGAAUUGAUAGACAGGGUAUUCUUGUGGAUUAAGAAGGCAGCCAUACUGCUUCCAGGUAGGUUGUUCUUACUCUUGAUUGAUGGAGAGGUAAAUAAAGACUCAUAAUAAACAAUCUAGCUUUACUGCUGUCAGUAAGAGUCAACUUAACAUAGCUCAUUGGCCUUAUCCUGGCCUUUGACAAUUUAGACAUGUAUUUUAAGGACUCGCCCUAUGCUUGUGAUUUUAAACUGUUUUUAACAUUGUACUUUAAAUUGUUGUGAUCCACCCUAACACCUCAGAGUGAAGGAUGGGUAAUUAAUCAAAAUCAUACAUACAUACAUACAUACAUAUUUAUCUUCUGAAAUUACUAGGCAAUGGCAAUGAAUAACAUCUAUAAAGAUGUUUACCUGAUAUGUUUUGUUGAGGCUGGUAAACAUCUGAGCUCUUUUCUUAUGCUCCUGCUCUUUCAGCAUUUUUGGCAGUGUUGAAGUUGUUAACUUAAAUCCGAAUAAAGUCUCCAAGAUGCAGAUUUGGCUUAUGCAGGACAUUGAUGGACCACAAAGGUAUGUUUUGAUAAUGCAGAAUAUAAUAACUCUCUAUAUCUAGGGUUCAGUUAGAAACAGACUACCACAACAUGGCAUAUCCUUAUCCAACAGACAUGCUGGUUUCCCAAGAAUAAUUCCUUCUUUGUUAGCAGUACUGUUCUGCGUUCUCAGAAAAAGCUCAGUUUAGGCAGUCAUUUUAAAGGUUUUUUUUGGGGGGGGGGGUUGGCUGCUGUUGUUAAAUUAAGCCCUUUUAAAAAUUAUUUAUCUGGUACUUUGAUAUGUAAUCUAUCCCACAUAUUAAGUGCAUUAAAAAAACCAUGCAUAUUUUCUUUUCUCACAAUUUUUGGCACAGCCUUUGUCUUUUGGCUGGAGACAAAUUUGAUACUGAAAACUUCUAUCAGUUUAAUGUCAUGAAUUUCCAUGAAGAACCCAGUGUGAAAUGGGUGUUGUGUGACAUCCUUAGGCUUCCUCACUCCCAGACCUACAAUUUGAAGUGUUACCUGGGGAGACAGAAAGAGUACCUGUUCAAGUCUGCGGUGCACAUCUACCCAAAGAGUUGAAAGGGGCACUGUGGGGUCUUCAAUGAACUGAGGACAAUGCUCAUCUCUGUUCACAGUUUUGUCUGGUGUUUCAAAAACCCAUCUCUUUUUUUCUGGGGGGGACGCAGAGGUACACAUACCCCUAAACAUUUUGUGAAUCUAAAUUUGGUCUCAGUGAGGGGCAGUAUUUCAAUAUGAGUAGUAAAAUGAGAAUACCCCUAAACCUUUUUUUAAAGGAAAAAAAGCACUGCAAAAGCCUGUUCAGUAAGAGAUGAACACGCACAAAAGAAGAGAAAGUUGGCUAUCAGGAGAAAUUACGCCUCUCUUGUCUCUCUAGAACUAUUGUCUCUCUCUAAUGUUUGCCUGUCUAUCAUGUACUGUACAUACUCCGGAGAAGUUAAUGGAUUUGGUUGCAGUGCUGCCUCUUGCCAGUAGAGGACAUCUGCAUCACACAAAUGGAUUCUGUUUU